AUGCUGCCACAAAUACCCUUCCUGCUGCUAAUGUUCUUGACCCUGGUUCAUGGAAUGUUUUAUGCUGAACGAUACCAAACGCCCACAGGCAUAAAGGGCCCACUUGCCAGCCCCAAGACACAAUACUUCAUCCCAUAUGCCAUAAAGAGAAAAGGGAUUCCAGUAAGAGGAGAACAAGGCAUUCCUGGUCCACCAGGUCCAACCGGACCUCGAGGACACCCAGGUCCCUCAGGACCUCCAGGCAAGCCGGGCUAUGGAAGUCCUGGACUCCAAGGAGAGCCAGGGUUGCCAGGACCACCAGGAAUAUCAGCCACGGGGAAGCCAGGCCUGCCAGGCCUGCCAGGCAAACCAGGGGAGAGAGGACCAUAUGGACACAAAGGAGAUACUGGUCCAGCUGGCUUACCAGGACCUCGGGGCCCUCCAGGACCCCCUGGAAUCCCUGGCCCAGCUGGAAUUUCUGUGCCAGGAAAACCUGGACAGCAGGGACUUACAGGUGCCCCAGGACCUAGGGGCUUUCCUGGAGAAAAGGGUGCACCAGGAGCCCCUGGUGUGAAUGGGCGGAAAGGGGAAACAGGAUAUGGCUCUCCUGGUCGUCCAGGUGAGAGAGGUCUUCCAGGCCCUCAAGGCCCCAUAGGACCCCCUGGUCCCCCUGGAGUGGGAAGAAGAGGUGAAAACGGCUUUCCAGGACAGCCGGGCAUCAAAGGUGACCGGGGUUUCCCAGGAGAAACGGGACCAUCUGGUCCACCAGGUCCCCAAGGUCCUCCUGGGAAGCAAGGACGAGAAGGUAUUGGGAAGCCAGGAGCUAUUGGCCCCCCUGGUCAGCCAGGUAUCCCAGGAGAAAAAGGCCACCCAGGGGCUCCAGGAAUAGCUGGGCCUCCAGGAGCUCCUGGCUUUGGAAAACAAGGCUUGCCAGGUUUGAAGGGACAAAGGGGACCUGCUGGUCUUCCUGGGGCUCCAGGUGCCAAAGGGGAACAAGGGCCAGCAGGUCAUCCUGGAGAACCGGGUCUGCCUGGAUCCCCUGGGAAUAUGGGACCCCAAGGACCUAAAGGAAUCCCAGGGAACCAUGGUAUUCCAGGCACUAAAGGUGAGACAGGUCUGGUUGGGCCUGCAGGCCCCCCUGGGGCUAGAGGAGCAAGGGGUCCACCUGGGUUAGAUGGAAAAACGGGGUAUCCUGGGGAGCCAGGUCUCAAUGGUCCUAAGGGUAACCCAGGGUUACCAGGACAAAAAGGUGAUCCCGGAGUGGGAGGAGCCCCUGGUCUUCGAGGUCCUGUUGGCCCUGUAGGAGCUAAAGGGGUGCCUGGACACAAUGGCGAGGCAGGUCCAAGAGGUGAACCUGGAAUACCAGGUACCAGGGGCCCCACUGGGCCACCAGGUGUCCCAGGAUUCCCUGGAUCUAAGGGUGACCCUGGAAACCCAGGUGCUCCAGGCCCAGCUGGCAUAGCAACUAAGGGCCUCAAUGGGCCCACUGGUCCUCCAGGCCUUCCUGGUCCAAGAGGCCACAGUGGAGAACCUGGUCUCCCAGGUCCCCCGGGUCCUCCAGGACCCCCCGGCCAAGCAGUCAUGCCUGAUGGCUUCAUAAAGGCAGGCCAGAGGCCCAGGCUUUCUGGGACACCACUUGUCAGUGCUAACCAUGGGGUAACAGGCAUGCCUGUGUCUGCUUUUACUGUCAUUCUCUCUAAAGCUUACCCAGCAGUAGGUGCCCCCAUCCCAUUUGAUGAGAUUCUGUACAACAGGCAGCAUCAUUAUGACCCAAGAUCUGGAAUCUUUACCUGUAAGAUCCCAGGCAUAUACUAUUUCUCCUACCACGUGCAUGUGAAAGGGACUCAUGUUUGGGUAGGCCUGUUUAAGAACGGCACGCCUAUGAUGUACACGUAUGAUGAGUACAGCAAAGGCUACCUGGAUCAGGCUUCAGGGAGUGCAAUUAUGGAGCUCACAGAAAAUGACCAGGUAUGGCUCCAGUUGCCCAAUGCAGAAUCAAACGGACUCUACUCCUCUGAGUACGUCCACUCGUCCUUCUCAGGAGUCCUAGUGGCUCCCAUGUGAGCAGUUCCUGUCAAGCUCAUCCUAUUCCGCUUAGAAAGGCUUUCCACCCAAUUCCAUCGCGCCAUCCCUGGAGAUGCAUUUGGAGGUAGGCUAAAAGUAAUGUGAACAACUUAAACUUUCUAAAGUGCACUCUGGGACCAAGUUUCCUCACUUCUAAAGUGAGUGGCAACAGUGGGUAUGUGAGGAUCCUCCCGGACACUCAGCAAUCCUAAAGCCCUGGGGGGGUUUCUGUCAUUCCAUCAAUAUUUACAUUUUUUUUUAACAGAAGCUUUAAAAAAAAAAAAGCCUCAAAAAAACAGAAAUAAGACUCUAACUCACCGUAAAUCUCAUUUCAAAAACUCAACAUUCUCUUUUCAAAAAAGUCCUUUUUUUAAUAAUAUGAAAACAUCUAGGAAACAUGCAGGAAUUAUCAUGUAACUUUAUAUUCUUUAAAUACUUGAAUAUUCAAAUUUAAAUGACACUGUAUACCCUAGGAUAUUUCUGAUGGUGCAUCACUUGAUGGCUCAUACAACCCCUUUCAUCAAGAUAAAUUCAAAUGCACAGGUACACACAUAGUUUUUGAAGUGCACAUAAGAAACCAAAAUACUGUAUUAAAAUUAAUUUCAAGUACAAGGUGCUUUGUCACAGCUGUUUCAAGCUUUUCUGCAAUUGCAGAAAGUCCACAUACCUGGUGUAACUUGGAAACAAGUGUCUGACUUAUGUCAGUAACAGUGUGAUUACUCUGAUUUAAUUCCUUGCAUCUUUGUAAAAUGAUUUUAUGGGCUUAUAUAACAUUAGCAUAGACACUUUGUGUGCCUUUCAAUCGAUUGGAAGUAUAGACAUUAAGGGUUUCAACAUCAGACUAGAAACGAAAAGACAUUAUUUAUUUAUGCUCUGUACUGUAUUUUUACAUUAUUGUUUAAAACUGGUAGGCUGUACCUCACUUAUUAAAGCCCAGAGUAUUUAAUCUACUUGUUAUUACGAAGCAAUAAAAUGACAUGAAUAGA
Messenger RNA from Mus pahari (shrew mouse), 3029 nucleotides. RefSeq names its product collagen type X alpha 1 chain (gene Col10a1). NCBI's taxonomy places the organism in Eukaryota, Metazoa, Chordata, Mammalia, Rodentia, Muridae. Bases 1 to 2043 code for a protein of 680 amino acids. The transcript has 2 exons. Gene Ontology annotation, molecular function: protein binding. The record is from RefSeq and is a predicted model, not a curated record.